GACACAUGGAAAGGAUAAGAGUGGCGUGUAGUAAAUGAACGAGGUGGGAGGGAGUUGCCGGUGAGAGGAGUCAAGGAGGUAUAGAGUCAGUGUGACGCGGGCGAGCACGAGGCGAGGGGCUCAUCCGCUGCGCUCUCGUGAACUCCUUACUGCCGCCCCUCCCCUAGCAGACUGCCAGCACCAGACUGUGUAUGGGCACGAGCAGCCCCCAGUGACAGGCCGCCACACCCAGAGGGACGAGUGCAACAGUGGACUGAGGGUGUGGUUGUGAGUGGUGAAGGCGCAAAGGUUCCAGGAGUGAAUGUAAGUGGACAGGACAGAGGUGUUGGGAGGGGGCAGGCAGGCAGGACUAGUAACUGGCGGCAAGACGACUAACUGACUGCAACCACAACGUGAAUUGCACUGGGUGGGAGUGUUGUGCAAGGGAAAAAUGGAGCCCAACCUGGACGUGAGUUUGUGCAAUUUGUAAGUAAAUGCACCACCACCCAGCGGCGCCCUGAGCGGUGAGUGUAUGAGAGAGCGGCGAGCGGCGGUCAGUCCAAGAGUUUAGCAAUACCAAACAAAUCAAGAUGUCCAGCAGGAUGGAUGAGGAGGAGCGGAUCAGAAUGAGCCACGCAGGUCUGCUUGCCCGCAGCGCCGAGGGUCACGCCGCCAAGGGCAUGAGGAUAAAGGACCAGGAGGACAUGUGGAUAGAGAUACAGCACCACACCUUCAAGAACUGGGUGAACGUGCAGCUUCGGGACACCGGCUUGCGCGUGGAGAACCUUUCCGAGGACUUCCACGACGGAGUGGCGCUGGUCACGCUGGUGGAGGUGCUGCAGAAGAGGCGCCUGAGGAAGGUGAAGAGAGUCCUGAACCAGCACCAGGCCCUCGAGAACGUGUCCACGGCCCUGAACGCCAUAGCAGACGAUGGCAUCAAGCUUGUCAACAUUGGUAACGUGGACAUCGUCAAUGGGAACCUCAAGCUUAUCCUGGGGCUCAUCUGGUCCCUCAUCAUGCACUACCAGAUCGGUCAGUCCAAGUUCCCGCCCAAGAAACUCAUGCUGGCGUGGCUCAAGGCGGUUCUUCCAGACUGCCGCAUCAACAACUUCACCUCAGACUGGAACAGCGGCGUGUACCUCAGUGCCCUGCUGGACUACUGCAAGCCUGGACUGUGCCCCAACUGGAAGAACCUCAACCCGCGCAACUCCGUGGAGAACUGCAAGAACGCCAUGGAGACCGCGAAGAUGGAGUUCCAGAUCCCAAUGGUGCUGGACCCUGAGAUCCUGGCGUCCCCGUACCUGGAUGACCUCUCCGGCAUGACCUACCUGUCCUACUUCAUGAAGGAGGGCGGGCCGGGCUACAAAACAACGCUCAAGUGGGUACAGAAGCAGCUGCCUGACAGGAACAUCAAGAACUUCACGACGGACUGGAACGACGGCAUGAACCUGACUACCCUGGUGAAGCAGCUCGGGGGGCCCAUCCCAGGCUACAAGAGGCUUAGUGACCACCCGGCUAACUGGGAGUCCAACAUUCAGCUCGCUCUGGACGGCGGCCGCAAGCUGGGGGUGGAGCCCGUGCUGGCGGCGUCUGACAUGGCGCGGCCCGACGUGGAGUCCCUCGCCAACAUGGGGUACAUCGCAUACUACCAGUGGAUCAGGCCGCGGGACAGCCCCUCAGACACCGUGGUCGUGCAGUGCAACCUCGACAAUGUUCGCGUCAACAACCCGGUUCCCUUCAAGAUCGAGUUCAUGUCGAAGGAGGUGGUGGUGAGCGAACUGGUGGUGGAGGUGAACGGUCCCUCGGGUCCUGUCAGGGUGGACCUGGACAUCUCCCCUCGAGGCGGCAAGGGAGUCUUUGUCCCUGAGCAAGUUGGCAUCUAUGAGCUGAGGGUGCUGAACGAGGGGGAGCUGGUGGAGGGGUGCCCAGCUAAGGUGCGUGCCCUGCCUGAUGUGUCCAAGAUCAUGUUCUCCGGCAUUGACCCCUGUGCUCUGGGCUCCAUUGUGGAAGUGGUGAUCAACAGUAAUGGUGCUGGCGGUGGAGACAUCAAUGUGACAGCUUACUCCCCCACCAAUCGGCCCCUGAUGUGCCCAGUGAAGGAGGAGGACGGGGUGUACGCUGCCACCUUCCAGCCUGAUGAGGCCGGCCAGUGGUCCAUUGCUGUGCGCUAUGACGAGGAGCACAUCCAGGGCUCCCCCUUCACCUGCCAUGUCUACGAUCCAAACGCUAUCAGGAUCCUGGAGUUGGAGAAUGGUCCCAUGUCAAGCCCUGGCAAGCCCUUCACAGUGGUGGUAGACGCAACGCGGUGUGGCUGGGGGGACGCCAAGGUGGACGUGACUCAAGGUGGCCGCUCUCUCCCCGCUGAGACUCUGGAGAUAGACCGAGGCUUCUACGAGGUCACCUUCACCCCCACUGAGGCUGCUAAGCACAAAAUUUAUGUGUACUUCAAUGGCCAUGAAGUGAAAGGCUCACCCUUCUCUCUGUAUCUUGGAAUUGAGAAACCUCCUGAGAGAAAAGAUUCUAAGUCAAAGUCAAAGAAAAAGUCUUCCAACAGAGAAAACAAGGAUCCAAAGUACGGAAAGGAGAUAGUCAAGGAGUAUUCUGGCUCAGCUUUGGUCUCAUCCCCAAAGUUGCACUCCUCCCACAACACCUCGGACUCAAACUACAAGUCCACCCUCACCAAGACCUACGACUCGACCCUUGACAAGAAUUACGAGUCCUCAUACAGCCGUGACUCCCCCGGCAGAAGCAGGAAUUACGAGAAUGUGCUUCACAGGAGUUAUGAUGCACCAGUCAGCAAGACCAACAGCACUGGCAGCAGCACUUAUGACUCUGUGAAGAACAAAUACUCUAACUAUGAGACAACCACUCUCAAUCGCAGCACUGUGUAUGACUCUUCUGUCUCCACCUCCAACAAGAAGUCCAGCACCACUUAUGAUUAUGAUUCUGUCCCCCCACCAAAGCUGAACUCCACCCCAAAGAAAGUGACACUGUAUGAUGCCAGCCCCCCGUCAAGCCCGUCCCGGCUGGUGGCCCGUCGCAGCAGGAGUCCUGAGGGCAUCAAUAACACCCACCACCGCUCCACUGCUCUUGAUUCCAGCUACAAUUCAAGCUUUAACUCCACCUAUGACUCCUCCUUCAACACCACCACCUCCACUGUCAUCAACACCAAGUCCUCCACCUCAGUGUUUAACAAGUCCUCUAGUCCAGCCAGGCUUUCCUCACCAGGGCCUCGUGCCACACACUCCCCAACACCCCCAAGGACCCUGCGCGCCACGAGUCCCCCAGAGAUGGCCCGCUCCUCCCCUGCCCGUGCCAUCAGCCCUGUGAUGGGACCCCCUGACAACCUGACAGGCCUCUCCUCCCCUGCCAAGGUCCUCCAGAUUGCCCAGAAUGCUGCCAAAAGCUCUGAAGCGAGGCGACUCAGGAACUUGCCAGUCUCCUCCAAGUCCAGAACCAGGACCUUAAUCUUCAGCAAAGAUGACAGUUCAGAUGCCAGUGGGGGUGUGGAUGAGUCCCCACUGCCCUCCCGUUACUCCAUGGAGCAGAGGUCAGCUUUGCACACCAGUGAGGACCGUUACCCUUCCUCCAAUGUGAACCUGUCCUCCAACAAGACCACCACUAGGUCCUCCUCCAACACUUUCAUCAGGAGGACAGAAGACACUGUCACCUCAUCUGGGGAGGGCUGUAUCACUCCAAGUGGCAGCCGCAGCACCACCACUAUCCUGGGGCUGCCACCUGACGGCCGGCGGGGCAGCGGUGAGGCCACCCCCAGCCCUCGCUCCCACCACCGCCGCUCACAUGGCCUCGAGUCCACCACGUACUUAAGUUCAAGCAGCACUUCUGUGGAUGUGGUGGAUGCUGUAAGCCACCGUCUGCAGAGCACUCCACCCUCCACUUCCCGCCACACCACCACCACCACCACCACCUCGUCCAUCGACCCCUCCAGAGUGAUUGUCUCAGGCCCAGGCAUCAGGCUUGUCUCUGUCGGCUCCCAGGCUGAGUUCACCAUCAGCACUCCUCAGCACAUUCGCCAGGAGGAGGUGAAUGUGAAGAUAACAGGGCCAGGCAGGCGGCCCAUCCCAGUGUGGACAGACGAGGUGGGCAGUGGGGAGUUGCUGGCCGGGUUCACUCCUCAUGAGGUGGGCGAGUACAUAGUGGAUGUGCAGGCAGGAGGUGCUAGGGUCCCUGGCAGCCCUUUCAGAUGCUACGUGUACGACUCGCAGGAGAUACAAGUGGGCACCAUUCCCAAUGGGGUGGUGGGGAGACCUGUUGAGUUUGAGAUUGACGGUUCGACAGCUGGGUCAGGCAACUUGGAAAUCCUGGUGAACGGCGGCCACGUCACCUCCUACGUCAGGAACCUGGGCCAGCAGCGCUUCCUCGCUUCCUUCGUGCCGCACUCCGCCAUCAGGCACGUGGUGGAGAUGCGCUUCAACGGGGAGAAGGUUCCUGGUUCGCCUUGGACGGUGGAGGUGAUGGAGGGCAGCGGGACCCGCGUGGCCGUGCUGGGCGACACCAUCAAACACUUCCCAGCCGGCCAGCUCUCCGCCUUUGACAUCUCGGCGGCCAACGUAUCCAAGGAAGACAUCCAGGUCCACAUCGUCAGUCCCGCAAAGCGCCCCGUGUCGUACCAGCUGACGGAGAGCGGGGAGAAUGUGUACCGCGUGGCUUUCGUGACCACGGAGGUGGGAUCGUACGUGGUGGACGUGGCCGUGGCGGGGCAGAAGGUGCAGGGCUCGCCGUUCAUCGCCAAGGCCUACGACGCCGGCCUCAUCAGGGUGUCCGACGUGCCCAACGGCGUGGUGGGCCAGCCCUGCCAGUUCAGAGUGGACGCCUCCCAAGCUGGUGAGGGACAGCUGGAGAUCAGCAUCAAUGACGGGGAGGUUCCCAACCACGUGCAAGUGCUGGGUGGAGGACGCUGCCUUGUGUCCUUCACCCCGGACACCGCCAAGAUCCAUACCAUCGACAUCAAGUUCAAUGGCGAGACAGUGCGUGGGUGUCCCUUUGUGUGCCGCGUGGCAGACACCUCCCGAGUGAGUCUGACACUGCGCCACCUGGAGCUCAUCCCGGUGUCCAAGCCGGCAGCUUUUAAUAUCUCGGUGGACGGGGGAGGGUCAGCAGAACUCACUGUCACUGUCAGGACACCGAGCCACACCACCCUGCCAGUGCGGGUGUCUGGCAGUGUGCGGGCAGGAUUCAUUGCUGAGUUCACCCCGGUGGAGGUGGGUGCUCACACCAUCAUUGUCAACUACAAUGAAUCAGCAGUGUCUGGCACCCCCUUCACCUGCAAGGUGUAUGACGCUGCAAAGGUGGGAGUUUCUCACUUGCCCAGGGGAGCCAUCGGCAAGAGUCUUCAGUUUGUAGUGGAUGCAUCAGAGGCUGGGGAAGGUAACCUGGAGAUCAGCAUCAGUGCAGCAGGCAGGAACAUCCCCACCCAGGUGCACCCACAAGGCUCAGCAAGGUUUGCAGUGUCCUUUGUACCUUUGGAAGCCAUCGAUCACUCCAUCAACAUAUCCUUCAAUAAGGAACCAGUGCCAGGCUCCCCCAUUUGUGGCUAAGGUCUGUUCCACAGCAAGAUUUUAGGGAAUCCUAAUCGAAUAGUAGUGAGUGGACAGUCCUUGGCAGCAACAGCAGUUGGCAAGACGUCCUUCUUCACCAUCUCCAAUGUUACAGGAUCCGUGGAGGACGUGGAGGUGUCUGUGGAGGGUGAGAGCUUGGGACUCCCGGUGGCGGCCCAGGUCAGGGACAACGGUGACCACACCUUCAGGGUAGAAUUCGCCCCAAGGAGUGCUGGGGAGCACCGUAUCCAUGUGGCUUAUGGGGGCGAGGCCAUCCCAGGCUCUCCAUUCAGCUGCAAGGUGUACGAUGUGACAGCCAUCAAGGUGCGGCCAGUCGACAGGGGCAUGGUGGCCAAACCUGUCACCUUCUUGGUGGAGACAAACAAUGCUGGCCCAGGGAACCUGGAGGUGACUGUCAACAACGGACAGGUGCCCACCAGUGCACAGGCUCAAGGCAAUCAUGUCUAUGCCAUCUCCUUUACACCUAAAGAAGCCAAGCCUCAUGUGGUGGAGCUCAAGUUCAAUGGAGAAAAUGUUCCGGGAUCUCCAUUCUCAUGUGAGGUGGUGGACGUGUCCCGGGUGACAGUGGCAGGAGCAGGCCUGGAAAAGGUUCCUGUAGACCAGCCGGCAUCCUUCACGGUUGAUUCUCAGGCAAGCGUUGACCAGCUGGAGGUGAAGGUUCUGUCUCCCUCUCGUGUCUCGCUGGAGCCUCGGAUAUCCACCAACCAAGAUGGAAAACUGCAGGUGGAUUAUACCCCCACUGAAGUUGGUGAUCACAGCGUGGAGGUGAGAGUGGCUGGAAUGCUGGUACCAGGCUCCCCCUUCUUGGUCAAGGCUUAUGAUGCCAACAAGGUCAAAGUAACAGAAGUGGCAGCUGGUAUAGUUGGCAAGCCUGUGUACUUUUCAAUUGACGCCUCCCAGGCUGGUGCAGGGAACCUGGAGAUCAUCGUGUCGGUCAAUGGCCGAAAUGUGCCCAACUACGUGCAGUCUGAGGGGCAUGCCAGGUUUAGGGUGAACUUCAAGCCCAAGGAAGCAGCUGUUCACACCCUAUCUGUCAAGUUCAAUGGCCUCCCUGUUCCUGGGUCGCCGUUCAAGUGCCGCGUGAGUGACAGCAGCCAAGUGGUGAUCUCAGGGCCGGGGCUCAAGAUGUCCUCCCUGGCCCGCCCCGCGACCAUCACCAUUGACCCACGCAGCGCCGACGUCUCCCACUGCGUCGUACAGGUGACGUCGCCCUCUGGCAGCCACGUGCCCAUCAAAGUGUCCGGCGAGCUGCCCAGCAAGCUGACAGCAGAGUUCCAGCCGCAGGAGGUGGGCCCGCACACCGUCAACGUCAUCAUGGACGGGGAGAGUGUGGGCGGCUCCCCCUUCACCUGCAAUAUUUAUGACGUCACCAAGGUGCAGGUGACGGGCCUGGAUCACAGCAAAGUGAACCGACCAGUAACCUUCACAGUGGACGCAUCACAGGCUGGGGAGGGCACGCUGGAGUUGGUGGUGACGACAGCCAAGGCCUCAGUGCGAGCAGAGGUGGCAGCUAGGUCCCGCGGCCUCUAUGAUGUCACCUUUACCCCUCAGGAGCCCAUUCCUCACUUCGUCAACAUCACCUUCAAUGAGGAGGAUGUUAUUGGUUCACCCUUCAAGUGUGAGGUGCGGGAGCUGGAGCCUCGGGAAGUUCGCCACCUGCAGCGUAAAGAGAGCCAGAUGGUCACUGCCAAGGGAGAGGGACUCAGGCAGGUGGUGACAGGCAAUGUGGCUUCCUUCACUGUGGACACCAAAGGCCUUGAUGGUGAGCUGGACAUCCGGGUCACAGGUCCAGACGGUGGCCAGAUUCCUGCCCGGCUGGUUAAGCUCCGAAGUGGCUUGCACCGCGCUGAGUACAGGGCAGAUCAGGUGGGGUCAUACAGUGUAGCAGUGCUGCACCAGGGUGCUCCAAUCAAUGGCACACCCUAUACAGUGGAGGCUGCAGACCCUCAUCGAGUCACUCUGCAGUCUGCCGGGGACUGUUUCUCAAGCCAUGAGUGUGCCCUCAAGGUGGAUGCCUCAGGUGCUGGCAGAGGCUCGCUGUCAGUAGGAGUACGUGCUGCCGGCCAGGAUGUGAAGCACUCCAUCAGGGAUCUUGGUGGCGGCCUGUACAAGGUGCUCUUCUACCCCCGGGUGCCCAUCCCUCACAAGGUGGACGUGCGGUACAAUGGUGUCCCUGUCCAAGGGGCACCUUUUGAAGUGCCAGUUCGCAACCCUGCCACUGGACACUCCAUGACUGCCACUGGCCUGGGUCUGCACCAGGCACGUGUCAACAAGUGCACAUCUUUCGUCAUUGAGACUCUGGGUCAGCCUUCUAAGGAGUUCGAUGUGAUUAUCACUGGGCCUCAGGAUUGGGCGGUGUCUGUGAGAUGUUAUCAGCAGAAGGAUGGAAACUUAUUGGCUGAGUAUACUCCGCACAUGCCUGGCACCUUCAAGAUCGAUGUUCUGUGUGCUAACAAGCACGUCAAAGGCUCUCCAUUCUUCUGUACAGCUUACGACGCCGCCAAAGUGGUGGUGGACUACAGGAAAACCAUCACAGCUGUUGGGGAACCCUGUGUCUUUAAGUUGGACAAGUCUGAGGCUGGCACUGCAGACUUGGAUGUGCAGCUGGUGGCUCCCUCAGGAGUGGUGACACCCCUGGAGGUGAAGGGAGGACCAGCAGGGGAGACAGUGGAGUGGGUGCCUGAUGCCCCUGGACAGUACCGCAUCACUAUCCUCUACGGCGGAGAGGAGGUUCCCGGAUCACCCUUGACAGUGGAGGUUGGGGAGUCAGGGUUGGCCAGUGUAAAGGGAGUCGGGCUGGAGGGUGGAGCAGUGGACACUCCCCUUACCUUCACUGUAGAUGGCCGGGGGCUGCUAGGGGAGCCACACGUCACUGUGGAUGGGCCAGACAGUGUUGCUCGUGUUAAUGUGCGCAAGCAGGAUGAGGGGCUCUAUCAGGUAACUUAUAUACCACAUGAAGUGGGUAUUUUUGAUGUGCGUGUCCAGUGGAACAAGAGAGAUGUGGCUGGUAGCCCCUUCCACCCAAAGAUUGUUGAUCCAGCUCGUGUGAGGUUGAUUGGUGGCUGGUCGAGCCUCCUGGACUCUCAAGAUCGCUUAGAACUAACACCACGUGAGGAAAAGCGACUGGCCUUUGACGUGAGUGAGGCCGGCCCAGGGCGGCUCCGUGCCGAGCUGACGCAUGAGGGCCAGCCGCUAGAGGUUGGGGUGGACCAGAAUGGCCCACGGGCCCGACUGCUCUUCACACCCCCAGGAGAAGGAUCCUAUGAGCUCUGCCUGUGGUACUCAGAUCUCCUUCUUCCAAAUAUGCCCAUUUAUGGCAUUGCUGAGCCAGUCAACACAGGUGACCACACAAGAGUCACACUCCGUGGCCACGGCCUCACCACAGCUCGCUGUGGUGAUCGGUCAGAGUUUGUCAUCGAUGGGUCCUUAGCUGGGCCUGGUGCACCAGAUGUCACUAUGACUGGCACCAAGGCUGACGUCAAUGUGACCUUGAAUCACCAAGGAGGUGGCAUCUGGCAGGCUGAGUACACCCCCAUGGUACCUGGUGCCUACCUGCUCAAUGUGAUGUGGUCAGACAGGCAAGUGCGGGGCUGCCCUCUCAAGGUUAAUGUGGAGAGUGUGGCCGAUGCCUCCCGGGUGGUGUGCUCAGGCGAGGGCCUUAGACAUGGUAUGGUGGGUAACCAGAUCAAGUCCUUCAUCGACACCCGAAGAGCAGGUCCUGGAGAGCUGACAGUGACCUGCACAGGGCCUCAAAAAGUGGCCCUUUGUGAUCUAGAGGAUCAUGGAGAUGGGACUUUCACCUUGAAUGUCCGGCCACAAGAAUCAGGUCGACAUGCCCUCAAUGUGAAAUACGAAGGUGAACAUGUGCCUGGCUCCCCAUACACCCUCAAGGUGGCUGGCGCACCAGACCCAUCCAAGGUGAAAGUGUACGGUCCUGGCAUUGAGCAUGGAGUCCUUGCAGCGUACCAGAGCCGCUUCAUAUGUGAUACUCGUGGAGCAGGAGCCGGCCAGCUUACUGUUCGGAUUAGAGGACCAAAGGGUGCUUUCCGUGUGGAGAUGCAGCGCGAGUCACAGAAGGACCGCACCAUCCUUUGUAAAUAUGAUCCCACUGAGCCAGGCGACUAUCGUAUGGAAGUGAAGUGGUCAGGGGAACACGUGCCUGGCAGUCCUUUCAUGGUCAUGAUCUUCGAUACCCAGGAUGAGCUUAACAGAUACAUGGCUGGUGGGUAUUCUCCAGGUGGAGCAGGUGGUGCCCAGAGUGACUACUAUGGUAGCAUCGGUUAUGGCACCACCUAUGGUGCAGUAACAUUUGGUCAGAUGUCUUGGCGUGGCUCCCAAGCACAGCUGUGAGGGGGUCCUGGGUCCCCACCGAGCGUCAUCCCCCACAUCACAUUUUCCAGUAAUGGCCGGAGUGUGGGGUCUACUCCAUCUACCCCAUCCCCAGGUAGAGCCACACCCUUCACCAAUGGUCGAUUAUUCACUCCUCUGCGGCGGGUGAAAGCCAUAUCACACACUCACCGCGGACACAUGCCUUCUCCUGUAGACUCUCUUCCCCGGCCAGCAUUCUCACAUCCUCAAAGACCUGUGCCUCUCUAUGUGUCGACAUGGGGCUGGUCUCCAUGCUACUCCACACUGCCAUCCUCAACCCCCAAGGGCCGCCACAUGGUCCCCCGACGCUCAGUGCCCUCAAAUGGCUCUGUACACACUGGUGUGAAGUCACACAAGUUUAGUCGCUACAGAGUUGUUGCUGAUAAUAUUUAGGGUGGUGGACCCUGAUCCCAAGAGGGCAUCUGUAUAUACAUUUAUGCCAGUGGUGAUAGCUAGCUCAGGUCCCUGUCUUCCUGGGCUUGCCUUCCCAUUGCUGUCAUCCACAAGAAGACCCAAGUAGAACAACUAGCAGAGCACAAUGAGGUUAUUUCUCAUCAUGAAAUUAGGUUGCCACUCAGUUGCAUUCCAUACUCGCAAUGUAAAUAUGAACACCAUUGUCACAUUGAGAAGCCAGUAGUAGAGGCAAGAUGGUAGUUAGUGGGGUUCAGCCCAUGUAGCAUUAUCCCACCUUGUCAGUGGUCAGUAUUUUGCUUGAAAUUGAUCAUUAUUGUAGUGGAUAAUUUAAAUUUUGUAAUUCAUAAAUUUGGAUAAAUUCUGAGAUUUCAAGUAAUUUUUCAAGGAUAUCCUCAAAGCAAGAUACAACCAGAGGUUCUUUUACCACCAAGUUUCCCAAGAUCAAAAUCAUGUUUCAUGUUAUGUAUCACACCUUCACCUUUGCAUUUUACUCAUGUAGAAGUCAGAUUUAUAUUUUUGAUUGUUGUUGUUUACAUGUUUAAUUGUAACAGGCAAUAAGGAACCCCUUCCUGGUGUGGUGUCUUCCUUGCACCACAGCUCAUCAGAGAAUGUGGUCAAUCAUAGGUAGCAGUUUUUAACUUUGUACAGGUUGAAUUAAUAACUUAUACUAAUGACA
This is a messenger RNA of Scylla paramamosain (green mud crab), 11016 nucleotides long. RefSeq names its product filamin-C-like (gene jbug). Gene Ontology annotation, biological process: actin cytoskeleton organization. The record is from RefSeq and is a predicted model, not a curated record. Gene Ontology annotation, molecular function: actin filament binding. Lineage: Eukaryota; Metazoa; Arthropoda; Malacostraca; Decapoda; Portunidae.